AAAAUGCCGUACGGGGCAAUAGCCUCGGUGAAGAUCCCGUUCGGGUUAUGGUUUGUGGUGCUGGUUGGUGGUGUGAUGUGGUGUGGCGCCAACGCCCAGAACUAUAACGCACCCUCGAAGGCCGUCAGUGAGCAGUUGGUUGCGGCAAUUAACGAUCUGGCACGGAAGCUCGGACAGCAGCUCGGCGCUUCCGGUGGUAACAGCAGCAAGACGGAACUGUUCUCACCGGUCAGCAUCGGCAGCAUGAUGUUCUUGCUGUUGCGUGCAGCGAAUCGUGACACACGGUACGAGCUGCUCAAUGUACUGCAGCUCGAACAGUUCCGUGCGGCUAACAGUGGGAACAUACCGAAAAACUUUGCCCGUUUGCUGAAGGAGUUCACGCACGACAUCGCGGGAAGGGGAAUACUGGAGGAGCUGCCGGAGUGGCACACGUCUAGCAGCUGCUACCCACGGAUGGAGGGUUUCGAUUAUGAGGAUGAUGAUGAUGAUGAUAAAUACCUUGAUGAGCCGAUUCAGCCCAACGUGGUGCAGCUUGCCAAUGGGAUAUUUCUACAGCAAGGGCUGAUGAACAGUACCAACUUUGUCCGACUGGCCAAAGAGUUGUACCAGGCCCAGAUCGAGCAGGUUAACUUCAAGGACCAACCACAUAUAGCGCGCGCCACCAUCAACCACUGGGUGAACGAAAGUACCCGUGGGCGCAUCGAGGAGAUACUGCCGGACGAUCUGGACACCAGCACGCAGAUGGUCAUUGCCAAUGCGCUCUACUUCAAGGCCACCUGGGAAACGUUCUUCAACGAGCCACAGUUCACCCGCGACCAGCCCUUCUUUCCCGACGGUGAGGACCAACCAGCCGUAAUGGUGCCCACGAUGUUUGCCAGCGGUUGCUUCCCGUACUACGCCUCACCCGAGCUGAACGCACGAAUUAUGGCCUUCCCGUACCGUAACCGUACCACGUCCAUGUACAUCAUCCUGCCGAACGACUCGAACCGUGCCAAGGUUCGGCAGCUGCAGGCACAGCUCAGCUCUGCCGCGCUCGAUCAACUGAUCGGGCGCAUGCGGUUGCAGAAAGCGAUCGUACAGUUCCCACGGAUGCACGCCACCAACACGUACGAUUUGAAGCGAGCGCUGCAGCAGCUCGGUCUGCGGACACUGUUCGAUCGGACGAAGAAUAAUCUGAAAAUUGCGGCCUCGAACGGCCGCAGCGGUUCGGAAGGUCGGUCGAGAAAGCUGUACGUCAGCGAGAUGGUGCACAAGAUCGAUCUGGACGUUAACGAACGGGGCACGGAGGGUGGCGCGGUAACGAUCACCGCCAUGGAACGAUCCCUACCACCGGUGAACUUUCGCGCGAGGGGACCGUUUAUACUUGCCAUACGUCACGAUCCAACGAAGAUGCUGCUGUUCUAUGGUGCUGUAUUUGAUCCUUCGUAA
Anopheles marshallii is the source of this 1428-nucleotide messenger RNA. RefSeq names its product serine protease inhibitor 28Dc-like. Bases 4 to 1428 code for a protein of 474 amino acids. NCBI's taxonomy places the organism in Eukaryota, Metazoa, Arthropoda, Insecta, Diptera, Culicidae. The transcript has 2 exons. The record is from RefSeq and is a predicted model, not a curated record. Gene Ontology annotation, molecular function: serine-type endopeptidase inhibitor activity.